AUGCCUCCUGCCAACGCUGCCACCAUCGCCCUGUGGUACCGCCUGUUCUUUCUCUACAUUGAACCUGUUGCUACAGCUGUCGGUGCCUACUACGCUUGGUUUCAGCAACAUGACUACCUCGACAUGACCUACACCUCGGCUUCGGCCGUUUCUCUCGGUCCAUCCGCCCGCGAAAGCAUCGUUCUGAGUCAACUCGCAAAUAUGUACGCUGUAUUUGCACUAAACGAAGCCCUUGUCUUACGCUCUACCACCAACCUUCGUGUCUGGAGAGUGUUUCUCUUCGGCCUUUUGCUUGCCGACUUUGGUCACAUUCACAGCGUCAAGGAUGUAGGAUUCGACGUCUAUUGGCAAUUCUGGGAUUGGAAUCCAAUGUACUGGGGUAAUUUGGGUUUCGUCUACGUGGGAGCUGCUACCAGAAUUGCGUUCCUCACCGGGGUCGGCGUUUGA
Molecule: messenger RNA, 447 nt
Organism: Aureobasidium vineae
Lineage: Eukaryota; Fungi; Ascomycota; Dothideomycetes; Dothideales; Saccotheciaceae
Source: the annotation of a GenBank genome assembly